UACCAACGACCGGAUUUGGUGUGUGGUAGUAGCAGGUAAAUGAACAUUUUUAUUCAUUUACCUGCAAUUAUAUCUUCAUUACUGUCAGGGUCCUGGGUCUGAGCGAUCCAGGACCCCUGAGCAGUCAUGGACUUGUUAUGUUGUGUGUAUAUAUAUUUGGUGUUGCUGUCCCUCUUCUCCCUGUCUGGAUGUGUGUAUGUGUUUCUGCGGGCGCCUUCAGGCCUGGUGGGUGUGGCCCUGCUGGUGGACUGGCCACACCCGAAGCCACACACCUGCUCCUGAUCAGGCCUCGUCGGGGGAGCUACUUAAGAGAGUCUUGGAGCUUCCACCGGCGCGGGAUCAUUGAGUUAGACUCCCAAGAGGAGCGUGGAGAGGAAGGACAGCACGCACAGGGUGUGCAGGUUCACGACAGCGGGGAGCACGAACACAGACGCCACUGGAAGACACACACGGGAGUGUUGGGGAGCACGGGGAUUAAUUGUGCAUUAUUAUUUACUACACUGUAAAUAAACGCACUGUUUGCAUCGCAGAGCACCGCAUCUGGGUCCUCCUUCCCCCACAUCCCCACGGUCUGCUUGGCGGACCGUGACAGAAUGAUCCCGCCAAGCAUGGACCCAGCGGUCUCUGAGGAGAGGCUUAGGAGGGAGGUAAUGGACAAGGUUUAUAGACUCUGUGAGCUAUGGUGGGAGAAGGAGGGGUUGCGUCGCGCCCUGGAGAAGCGGCUGCAGGAGACGCUGGUUAAAUUCCCCUGGCUGGUGGACUCACUUAAUUCAGUUGUCCUGGACUUUCUUCUCUCUACCCUCCACCUCCACUCUCCUACUCAGGCUGCCCACCAGCCCGGCGAGCUGGGGGAUUCGCAGCCUGAUACGCCGGCCCCGACGUCUACCCGGAAACGACGUUCGCGCCUCCGGCGUUCCUCACCGCAGCCGACUUCCCGGACAUCUCAAGAGCCGGCUGUGGUGAGUAAUGAGGACACUUUUCCAUUUCUCACCCCAUCUGCUUCUUUGUUUACAGUGGAUGGAGACACCGCUGACGCUGCUGUAAGCCAGCCAACAGUACAGCUAGCAUCACCUCAUUCAGCGAUCUCCUCACCGCUCACCUCUUCACCAUCUGUAGCAAUGCCACCAGCUACAACGCCGCCCGAGCGGGAGCUCAGCGAGCCGGAGGAGCUCGCGCCGCCCAAGCGGGAGCUCAGCGAGCCGGAGGAGCUCGCGCCGCCCGAGCGGGGGCUCAGCGAGCCGGAGCUGGAGCUCGGAGAGCGGGAGGAGCCCGCACCGCCAGCUGUGGAGCCCUGCGAGCCGGAGCAGGAGCUCGGAGAGCGGGAGGAGCCCACACCGCCAGCUGCGGAGCCCUGCGAGCCGGAGCCGGAGCUCGGAGAGCGGGAGCAAGAGCCGGAGCUCGACGAGCAGGAGCAAGAGCCGGAGCUCGACGAGCAGGAGCAAGAGCCGGAGCUCGACGAGCAGGAGCAAGAGCCGGAGCUCGACGAGCAGGAGCAAGAGCCGGAGCUCGACGAGCAGGAGCAAGAGCCGGAGCCGGAGCUCGACGAGCAGGAGCAAGAGCCGGAGCCGGAGCUCGAGGAGCAAGAGCCGAAGCCGGAGCCGGAGCUCGAGGAGCAAGAGCCGGAGCCACCAGCUGAGGAGCCAGCGCUGCUGCUGGACCUCGACGAGCCGCAGGGACUGGCGUUGCCAGCAGAGGAGCUCAGCGAGCCUGUGGAGCACGCGUUGCCACCGGAGCAGCUCGGAGGUCUGGAGAGACCCACUCAGCCGGAACUGGAGCGCUCUCUCCACGCCAUCGACGUCCAGCACGUCCACGUCAGCGACCAGCGCUUCAUAGGCCACGUGCCACUCCUCGCUGUUGCUCAUCGGAGCAACGUCGUCGCCGUCUCUGGACCCGGGGCAAGCCGCCGGAGGAGCAGCAGCGCCGCCGCCGCCGUCACUGGAGCCGGAGCAAGCCGCCGGAGGGGCCGCAGCGCCGCCGCCGCCGUCACUGGAGCCGGGGCAAGCCGCCGGAGGGGCAGCAGCGCCGCCGCCGCCGUCACUGGAGCCAGGGCAAGCCGCCAGAACAGUUUCAUCGGGGCUGCCGGACCCAUGGCCGCCCGCCGGAGCUGCAGCGUUGUCUCCAAGGGGUAG
Molecule: messenger RNA, 2129 nt
Organism: Oreochromis niloticus (Nile tilapia)
Lineage: Eukaryota; Metazoa; Chordata; Actinopteri; Cichliformes; Cichlidae
Product: proline-, glutamic acid- and leucine-rich protein 1-like
Exons: 3
Coding region: 594-2129 (511 amino acids)
Source: RefSeq, a predicted model, not a curated record